Molecule: messenger RNA, 4143 nt
Organism: Oncorhynchus nerka (sockeye salmon)
Lineage: Eukaryota; Metazoa; Chordata; Actinopteri; Salmoniformes; Salmonidae
Exons: 8
Coding region: 265-1581 (438 amino acids)
Biological process (GO): cytokine-mediated signaling pathway
Cellular component (GO): plasma membrane
Molecular function (GO): cytokine receptor activity; protein binding
Source: RefSeq, a predicted model, not a curated record
CGUCCUGAUCCCCCCCCCGCCUGUCUUUAUCUAUCCCUUAUAUCUAUUCUUUUUAUUUAUCUCGCUCUCUCUGUCCCUCUCUCGCUCUCUCUGUCCCUCUCUCGCUCUCUCUGUCCCUCUCUCGCUCUCUCUGUCCCUCUCUCGCUCUCUCUGUCCCUCUCUCUCUCUCUCUCUCUCUCUCUCUCUCUCAAUGUAGGGGAUUUUGUUUUGGAAAAAAGAGUUAGGCUGUGUUCUCAGCCUGGGGUCUAGCUUACCUGUGUCAACAUGGUGACGGCGCCAGGUGUACUCACGACCCUUGUGUUAACAGGAUUGUGUGUCCACGUCACAGGAUCAUCUAGAGACGUCUGUACCACCCGUCUGUAUUCCCUGAACUUCAACUGUGUCCUGCAGUGGGAUUGUCCACAGGCGAACGCUACCACCACCUACACCGUCCAAACUAAGACUCAGGGUGAUUUGUGGCAGGACGUGGAGAGUUGUGUGCGGUUCUCCUCCCAGCUGUGUGACCUGUCCGAGGCCUUCUCUAACUUCGAGGUGUACAACAUGAUCCGCCUGGGCCUCCACCAGGGCCCGGGGAGUCCAGUCUGGACAGAAAAUCUGGGGUUUGGCGUCCGUGAUUUCAACUUCAGCAGCCCCUCCGUCUUGGUCUCUCUGUCUGGAGAGCGGCUGGGAGUGGAGGUGCACUUACCUUGUUCUAGUAAAAGGGAGUGUCUUCCUCUGCAGAGUUGCUGUCCACUGUCAAAAUUUAUUGACCUCCGGGUCACCGUGACAGUAUAUGACCGACAGAACCCCUCCGACUACAAGACGCAUAUUGGUUUGGUCCAGACGAUGGUGUAUGGGGCAGAGUUCUCAAACCUGGUCCCAGGACAUGACUACUGUGUCGUGGCUAACUUCUCCACCAGUCUGGCCACCUUCCCCCAGGCCUCGUCUCCUCCCUCGGACCCCAGUUGUGUCCACCAUGCUGGCCCAGGACUAGGGUUGCAGCCAGUGUUGUUGGGGAUAGGAGUGUGUGCUGUACUCUUCUCUCCUCUCCUUGCUCUGGCUCUGUACCUGCUGAAACAAAAACGAGAUGUACCACACGUAAACAGACUCCCCAAGUCUCUAGCAUCUCUUCAGGCAUUCCUCCAGGACCUGCCGGAGUCCCCUUCAGACCCUGUUGAACCCAGUGACAUUGUAGACGACCACCUCUCCAUCCUAUCCUCUUUCUCCAGCUGUGUCUGCACCGAUGCCCAGGCCCCAAGCCUGGGUAAUGGGUACAACAGCAACCCCUUCCUCAGUGACUAUAGGUCAGGCAACAUGCACUGGAACACUGAGAGAAUGGAGCUGGACCUGAACUCAGGCAGCACCAUAUCCCUGCCAUGCUCCACUGUGCCUAUAGGCCUGCAUAUGAUCCAGUGCAGCUUUGAUUCACCUCGGCAACCACAUCCAGGGCCCAAUGUGCCAGUUCUACCGUACCCUGGUUCUCUAUCUCUGUCAGAGGCCGUGGAGGGCCAGGUGGUCCCGCUGUGUUCUGUGAGGUUUGGGAGGGUGAGUGAGGGGGAUGGGGGUGAGAACCUUGAGGGACUACAGUGGUGUAACCUGUAGCAUGUUGCACUGCAGUACUCACAAUGCCAUGUUUCACAUAUUCCUAUGAACUCCACAGUGCCGAGAGGAGUUCAAAAACUUUAUUGACCAUUUUUGUUGAAAAUUGUAAUUUUUUCCCUCAGCUUUACAGGCAUACAUUUUCAGUUCCAACAGGACUGUGGUAUGGUCCAGCACCUUACCAAGGUCAACCAUAACAGGGACAAUACUGGACAGUGCAAUCAUAAACACAUACACUCUUAGAAAAAAAGGGUUUCAAAAGGGUUCUUCGGCUGUCCCCAUAGGAGCCUUUUCUGAACCAAACCUAUUCUUCCUGGAACCAAAAAGGGUUCUUCAAUGGGUUAUCCUAUGGGGACAGGUUAUCCUAUCCUUUUAGGUUCUAGAUGGCACCUUUUUUUCUAAGGGGGGUUUAUUAUUCUGACUGUCCUUUAAAUUUCCUUUUGUCUACUGUGCCAAGUCUGUCUUUUCUGCUCUUUUUCUGUGUCAUAAUAGGUUGUUCUCCCCCCCCCCUCUCUGCCUUGCUUCUGACUCACUGUUGCCCCAUCCCAUCUCCGGCCUGACCCCCACUGUCUCUUACCCGUGUCUGACAUCUCAUUCUGGGGGAGGAGGGCAGAGGGUAGGGGAACAUCUCUCUCCUGCCUCUCAUUUCACUGGUGGUGAACUUUUCCCGGAACAUUAGAACAUUCGGGAGUAGAGACAGAGGAUGGGAAACAGUGAUUGGCCCUGUUGUUCUGGAAACCACAGCCUGCGUAUGGCUCAUAAUAAUAUCACUGUCUGGAGGAUUUUGAUUCAUGUUGUUGGUGUAAUAUUGGGGUUGGAUCAUGAGUCCAAACUAAACCGUGUGUUUGCUUGCCAAUCAUAAACGCUAAUUCUCAGGCAUCCAACAUUUUAUGGGUUCUGCUGUAUUUGCAGUCAAUUCACCGGAAACCUGAUCCAAAAUGGUCGCUUUGUGGCUCACUCUUCACUGGUGUGCGCUGGCUAGCUCUGCAGCUGAGGUGGUGAAGUUGGAUUGGGGAUUUACGUGGUGUUCGACAGGCAGUAAAAAAUGUUGGGGGGGGGUUGGAAGGAGUCCGUGGCUAACUGCAAGCAUUGCAAAGCAAUCACUAGCCUGCUUUUCAGUGGAGUUGCUGUGGUCCCAAGUCUGGGAUUAAGGGUCUCUUUUCCAAGUUUAAAAUGAUGAACAUUCAACGUUGGCCAUGCUGUCAAUGAUGCAUGAUUUGUGCCAUGCUCAAAACAACUUAACUCAGAACAGCGAAAUUGGGAGGAAAAAACUAGUUCCGAUUGGGGAAAAUACAUUUUGAGCUGUCAUCCAACUCAGAAUCGGAACUCGGGCCUCUUUCUAGAGCUAUGACCUGAAGAUCACUGACUUCAUCAUGAUUCAACUCUUUGAGUUCCAAGUUGUCUUGAAAGCGCCAUAAAUCCAGAGAAUGCCAGACUUUGACAACAUUUCCCCACGAAGGACCACCUUCCUGUACAAGUGAGCACAGCACAACAAGGCGAGUCCAAACAUGUCUUAUAUGCUGCUGCAUAAAUGAUGUAAUAUGCCAGGGAGAUAUGUAUACCGUAGCUAAGAAAGUAAUACUAAGUGUAUGUAAUCAUUUGGUCUAUUUUUCCCUCUUAAUUUUGCCUACUGUUCUGACUUCGUGGUGCACAUGUAGCCUAGAACCUGUUUUUGAGAAAUGCAUUCAUUGAAUAUUGUAAGAGCUUUCAUUGUCUGCUUAUAUGCCCCCUUUAUUUAUCCUAAGGUUCUGACUUGGUGUAUAGGGAGAAUACCUUAAGAACGGCCUGUGUUCUGUAUUCUGUCACUGUACAUUUCAAAACGGUUGAACAAGUAGUUAAUGACUACAUCCGUCCUAGCUCAGGCAUAUGUUUAAAAAAAAAAAAAAUCACGGAUUGCCUCUCAUCCACUUGUUGUCCCCUUAUGCCAUAGUUUGUACAUCUCAAUUGUCAGUUAAGCAAGUUGACUUAAACUUUUUUUUAAGCAAGUCAGCCAUGUUUAUUUUAAUUUUAAAUGAGGCUAAAUGAAUUGUUUCGCUGGCAGACAAGGCUCCGCUGAUAGCCAGGUGUAGCAGUGGUAAGGUGUUGGGACAGCUUUAUGUGUGCACCGUUUGUCACUGUUAUAGUGCAAUUAAUGUAUUGUUCAGUGUUGAAUGCUGGCAUGCAUCCUACAUUUUCUUUGUUUGUCCCCCAACCAAGAUUUACAUGCUAAAAUCGCCACUGUCGACAGGGUGACCUUUUCGAAAGACUAAUUCAUGGGUCAGCUAGUGUCUGAAAGUGAAUACAUGAUACUUUUGCUUUCCAUUCGGGUGCAUCCUGUUCUGUAAAUGUCAAGUUUCAUAUUAACCAGAGAGGAGGGGGAAGCUGUAUAUGUGAGUACAGCAGAGGUUGAAAAAAAAACCACAAGCCUAAUAAAAACUGCUUGAAAUGAGAAACAAUGAGAUCAGCUUGCUGACUGUUGCGUAAUGCUAGAUAAGUGUAAUUGCUGAUGUUCUUUAUGUAUAGUUCCCAUUCCAACACCAUAAGGAAAUGUAAAUUGAGUGAACAAUAAAUGUUUGUCAUUUUGAA